Molecule: messenger RNA, 429 nt
Organism: Capsicum annuum
Lineage: Eukaryota; Viridiplantae; Streptophyta; Magnoliopsida; Solanales; Solanaceae
Source: the annotation of a RefSeq genome assembly
AUGCAAAUAGACUUAUCGCCAAUUUCUCUUAGGGCAUUAACUGCUUGUCGAACGACUGUGGGUCUUUGCCAAUUGUCAGCAAGAUAUUCGAUUUCUAUAUCGAUGCUUCAAAGGCUGGGAGGGGCAGGAUUCAGAGUUCGGUCGCGCUUACAUUCUACUCAAUCUAAGCGUUGGGAACGAUUGAAAGCUGCUGCUCAGAAACCACACAGGUCACACUUACUAUCUUUAGAAUAUUGGAUUGGAAGGAAGGGCUUCGCUUUCCGAUCGCUUUUUGAGGCCGGUUUGGAUGAGCGUGGGCAAGUUCGGGAUUCACUAUCGCUUUCCGCUUGGAGCGGCUCACCCCCUUGUCACUUAAAGGGCGAAGUCGCCGAAGCGAGUCGAAAGGCCAAAGAGUCAUCUUUGAAGGCUACUAUGCAUCCUUAUUCAUAG